This is a messenger RNA of Physella acuta, 5955 nucleotides long. Its product is annotated as dual specificity protein kinase splA-like. The record is from RefSeq and is a predicted model, not a curated record. NCBI's taxonomy places the organism in Eukaryota, Metazoa, Mollusca, Gastropoda, Physidae.
UAAGAUUGUGGUUGUAAUUCUUAAAGUGAGAUUAGUUUUGAUGUGUUUUGGAUUAGAUUGUGAAUAUGGUGGUAAUCGGGUGUUUAUUGUGAAUUGGUCGAUAUUUAGAGAAACCUUUUUUUUGCGUGGUUGGUGUAAGUAGGUUAUUGCAAGUGGAAACAGGUGGGAUAUAUCGUCUGCUGGAUCCAGCAGGAGUUUCCGUGAACAGGUGCAGACGUUUGAGAAUUCUUGGCGGUUUCCUAACUUCUGCAGUGUGCCCAUCGAACUUGUUCGAAGCUGCCAGAAAUUAAGUAUUUUGUUAGGGAGAUAAAUCUACUUCCUGUGCAAAGCAGUUGUCGUCAAACUUUACACAGGAAGGUGCUUGAUAUCUACGAGAUUUGUUUGACAACAAGCAAGGGCAGGUAAAUCUAAUCUUCAUGCUGCGGGACUACAAACGGGUGUUCUCCCUUGGUUAUCAUGAUUAUGAUGACAGACCCCAAUGAGCAUGUCGCCGCCGGUCUACUCAGAGGUUCGCAGCAAAGACGGUUCACCUUUGACGACACGCCCCAGCGGAGCAACCCAAACCACUACGUCUCUCGUCAGCCGGUAGCCGACACCAGUCAACAGCUGAAGCCGGCAGCCGGCACGACCAAACAGCUGAAGCCGGCGUUGAGUCCGGACGAUGGGUACUGCACCGACAGCCGGUCCAACACGUUGUCCUCUGUGUCCUCCCCUCUGUCCUCCAGCCUCUCAUCUCUCUCCAUGUUCGACAGCGCCUCCUACAACCCCAACAGCGCCCCAUUCAACCCUAACAGCGCCUCAUUCAACCCUAACAGCGCCUCAUUCAACCCUAACAGCGCCCCACCUUAUAAUCAACAUAUCUCAUACAACAGCAUAAACAAUCAACCAGCUAUGCAGCGUGGACCAAUAGAAAAGGGACCCAAUCCUAUCGGAGCGAGGUCCCCUAUCAGCAAACACUCCGGAAUCCCAGCCAAACGCCGGGAACUACUUCUAGAAUCCCCUGACAACACUAGUCUAGAAGACCGAUUGCGUGCUUUGACGACUAUAGAAGAAGAAGAUUCAUCCGGUCCUUACAGAGACCGCGGUUUUGGAAAAAACGGAGCUAUGGGCUACACCAGGGAUUCUCAAGACUACCCAGGGAGUCCCCGGGACUUUCGAUACAACAAAAGAACAGUGGAGAACCCUGGGUUCGGUUCCGCUUUAAACUACGCCACGCCGCAGUCCGCGGACGCAGGAUAUUUCCGAGCGGUUCCAGUCGCCGUGGUGUCGAACGAAGGUUCUUCUUUUUUCCCAGACCGGGGGAGCGAUGGGUAUCACACGCCGAGCCCCCGGGGAGAUCACGUUUCUCAGAAAGGUUCUCAAGGCGGUGCCAUGGCGUCCCCGUCAAUCCAUCUAAACGGCGAUGGUUGGAGAGACUAUACAACUUUCUUUCAGAAGGAUUCAGAGAUACCUUUGCAUAAUAUAGACCCAGCCGGGCGUGGAAAGUUUACAAAUUUAUGCAACGAUGACGUGUUUGAUAUGGAUAUCAACAGACAAAUCGGGACUGGUUCCCCCGCUCAGCAUAAGAAAAUGAGUAGAUUUAAUUAUCCUGAAACUGAAAAUCUUGGAUUGGUUCACGGGAAGAAUGAAACAGUUUUAAAUCGAGGACAGACAAGGAGUUAUAGUUCAAGUUCUGGUCAGUUUAUGUACAGCGGUGUGGAAGAUACUGGACAGGAUAGGGCGGAUUUUCAAGGAGUAGAAAACAGAAGCAGCUUCCAACACGUUUCCCGACAGAGUCAGAUGAUGAGUUCAAUGCCAGAUUUGAGAUACCAGGAUCCGUCAUGGGUACCCGGAGUCACGCAGCCCCACGCCGGGAUUAGGAGCCACUACCCUCCGCACAACGACCAGUAUUGGUCACAACAACCCCAGUCGCAUGUGUACGAGCGCCUGACACAACCGAGAUAUCAGCCUUCACCUAAACCUCCUCCACAACCCGAGCCGCCGGUCCAUUCUCUAACCAACCGGUACGUCAACCAACAACAGAUGUACGCUUCGUCCAUGGACGUCUACGAUUCGACCCGGCAGUCGCGCGGGAAUAGUCAGAUCUACCCCGACCAACAGGUCGACGGCUACCCGGAAGCGGUGCUGCGAAGGUCAAGGUUGACAUCCUCAGCACGCGCGACCCCGACUCACCAAGACAGAUACUCCUGGCAGCCAGAGAGCAUGUACGACGCUCCACUGGAAUCGGAGAAAAUGCGACGAGCCGAAAGGACGUCUUUAGACUUAGGAAAUAUCCCGCAACUACAGAAACAAAUUCGAGCGACAUCUGAACUGUGUCUUCAAGCCUCCAGAAGACAUAUGUUCGCCUCGUCUGCAGAUAUAUACAAGUUAUUCUCUGGCCAGAAAAAGCCACCGACACCCGCGUCUCCAACUAUGAGUUGCCAAAAUGGCUUCAGCGGUGAGGCAAGCAGGCAAAGCUUGAACUCAACACCCAGCAAUAUUUGGCCAGGCGCUUCACACGCACCCGCCAGCCCGCAGUACGUUCAAGAAUCUCCGAGACCCAAACCAAAACUCAGGAUCGUAAUGCCGCCGUCUUCCUUAGCCGGGGUAUCUUCACCUAAGCCAAUUCGCGCAGACCACAGCAUCGGCAUCCCUCCAACAACAUGGUCAAGCAUCACGUCUUUACCCAACUCUGCUUUAUACGAGACAGACAAACCCUCCUUCCAAAGACAUACACCAAUGUCUUCGGUUAUAGACCAAGAGAGAAUAAACUUCCAACAAAGACCAAUCUCGGAUCGACCGCUUUUCCAAAGACAAUCCAGCGGAUACUCUUCAGAAACGGAACUCCAGCAAAUUGAAUUCAACGCCAAAUCAGCCCGGAAACUUCAAACACAUCAAGGGAUGUCACUCUCUUUGGAAAACUCUAACCAAGAGUUUAUCCCUCUGAAUAGAUCCGCUGACGAUUCGAAUACAGGGACGGAUCAGACUGAUGAGAUAAUUGACAAUGAACCUCUUUACGUCAAUCAAUCAAUGAUGUCGAGAGGUCGAACUUCAGACUCCCUGAACAAAUCCUCGGGUUCUGAUUGGAUCGAUACGCCUAAACAAACGGAUGUUUUUCUCCAAGAAGAGAUGGGUCAAGCUACAUCAGACCAAAGGCCUCCGUCGGCUUCCAGCGUAGUGUACCAAAACAUGAGGUCCGUCAUCCCACAAACGGCAAAAACCAACAAAGACAACACGGCAUACCCAGAGAUCACGCAGAACCAAGUCGUCAAAAUCAACUACAGGCCAAUCACCAUUACUAGUCAUGUGCCGGCUCAUCCUUUCUCUGGCCCCGAAGAAAACAACAACAACAACAACAGCAACUACAACUACGAUAGCAACUUCACAUCCAACACAGGAAACAACCGCAACACCCCACCAAAGAGCUACCCCCUCACCCCUCAUAUUUCAGUGGUACACGACUACCCAGUCGACCAGCACGCCAGGGACCAGAUUUCGAACCCUCCCUACUCCUACCCCCACGCCGCCCACCUGCACCCGGGCAACGGUCAACUCUACGAACCGAACGGUCACGUGACACGGCACCGCUCCGUCCAGCUCUCCCCCGUGGAGAUCGCCCAGAUGCUGGACACGCCCUUCGCCACAAACAUCAUCUCUGAUGAGCAGGGCGACAGGCUGUCAACCUUAGUGUAAGGCUCCGCUCGCACUAUUUUCUGUAUACAUCCAGGAUACUUUGUUGGAUAAAUUUAACUCAUUGUACGCACUAUUUUCUGUAUACAUCCAGGAUACUUUGUUGAAUAAAUGUAUCACUGCGUACACACUAUUUUCUGUAUACAUCCUGGAAUACUCUCUAUUGCAUAAAUAUAACGCAGCGCACUCACUAUUUUCUGCUCACACGACAAAUUACUCUUUACGGGUAAAUGUAUCACUACGCACGCACUAUUUACUAUUAAAAUGAUGGAAUACACUUCACUUGAUAAAUAUAAUACUGUGUGUAUAAAUCAAGAUGACUUUAUUAAAUAAAUGUAUCUCUGCGCACGCACUAUUUUCAAUACACAUCUGGAAUACUCUGUAUUGCGUACGCACUAUUUUCACUGUGUACUAUUUUUCUCAAUUCAUCGGGUUAUUAUAAUAAUAUUUAUCAUAAGUGCAGAAUUCUCACGUGACGGCGGACUAAUCUUCAUGGAUAAUAAUAUGUGAUUUUUCUAAGUGCCACUAUUGAAAAAAAAUAUACAAAAUGUCUUUUGUUUACUUUUAAAGCAACCCGUUUAAAUAGCCAAAUCGAGUUGAAAAUACAGAAAACUAUUUAUACGCAGUUCCUCUAAAGGAUUCUCAAGACUUAUUUCAUCGAAAAGAAGCUUAUACUGGUGGACUAACAGUCACCAAUAUAGCACGUGACCUUUGAACUUUAAAGCUCCUCUCUCGCUCGACCACCGGACUUUGAUCAUCUUCACAAGGGCUUCGAUGGCCUUUGAUUCUUCUUCAUUUGACAUUUCUAUUAGAACAGUUAUCGGCCUUGUUACAGGUGGUAGUAGGUUGCGUCCCCUGAUGGACGAAAAUAGCACAGUUUAGAGGGUAAAAUAUGGUCGCUGUGAUAACAAGGAACGAGAGUUAAAUAACAAACCGCAAGCACCAGAUGUGGGACAGCUUCCAGGAUGGUUCUAGAAAAUGGUUCUCUAAUACAUAUCUAGCACUCCUUCUCUUAAAACUGCUGCAUCGCCACAUGGUUACAUAUUUUAAUCAGGCAACGUAAUUUAUUUGCUAACAUUUUCUGGUUUAUAUAUACACCUGUAUGUGUGUGUGUGUGUGUGUGUGUGUGUGUGUGUGUGUGCAGUGGCUCGGGUAAGAUUUUGCCAAUGUGGCGCGGGUGGGUGGGGCUAGAUAUCAGUUUAGCCGAUAUAUAUAUAUAUAUAUAUAUAUAUAUAUAUAUAUAUAUAUAUAUAUAUAUAUAUAUAUAUAUAUAUAUAUAUAUAUAUAAAUAUAUAUACAGACGUAUAAUUCCCAUCCCUCAAUUCCUACUGGCUAAGCCACUGCAUCUGUGUAUGUUUAUGGACAAGUAAUCUUACUUGCAUUCAGCGAAAAUAAAUGUGAAGCCGACACUGAGCUUAAGAACCAAAUGUCUGAUUGUCCAAUGAAUGAAUGGAACUCUUCUAGCAAACAGACUUUUCAUUCAUACAAUACGUUGAUUUGAUUCUCGUUUUGUUUACCCAAGGUAUUAUUUUAGCCCACCUAAAUGCUUUGAUGGAUUCAUCAAUCAAAUAAAUUAUCGAGGGAAAAUUGACCAGCCCACCAAAAUGCUGUGAAAGACUCUUAUAUUAUUGAUUUUAUUUUCAAUCUUUUAAUUUAAAAAAAAAUGUCAAUGUUUGCUAGAGUAUGAAGUUUUAAAUUUCGAAAUUUUUAUUAAAGAGACAUAAAUUUGUAUAAAUAUUUCAACAAUAUUUAAAUUAAUUUUUAAGAAUAAUAUUAAAGAAUAUGUAUAUAUGUAAAUAUUUGUAUGUAAAAUAUAUUGGCAUACACACAAACACAGACACACACAUAAAACUUGAAUUUUACCUGAUGUAGGUAUGUGUAUACAUGUUUCAUUUUUAUUUUUUUAAAUUUUGAAGUGUAAAAUAUAAUAAUCAAAUUUUGUUUUUAAAUCUGAGUGAUGUUAAAUAUGCUUAAACAAUUUUUUUGGGGAAAUUUUUUUUUAGAUGAUUUCAAAUCGAGCAAUAUUUGAAUUGAAUUUAAUGUUAACUUCAACAUUUGACCUUCUUUCAAAAAGUAGUGUUGCGGAUUUACCCUGACUCUCCACGCUCUUAGAGCAAUAUUCAGUAGUCUUUUAAAAAAAACGGGUUUUGUACAUACGAAGCUAAUUGCACGUUCUAAUUGUGACAGUGUGAAUAUGGCAUAAACUAAUUAAUUAGUUCAAUUAUAAGCUGUUUUAGUGGGAUGUAUUUAACACAGAGCCCACAGUUUGUGGUUACAGUUUGAAAG